GACGCGACGCGUCAUAUUUCUCCGCCUAAAGCAUAUUCACCUUUAUUGUUCUACUAUUUAAGUACAAAUUUGUGCUAUGUAAAUAUGGAAGCGCGCGUCGACGCGCGUUGACGCGCGCAUUCGCGCUCCGACGCUCGGCUGGAGUCGAGCGGAUUCGCGAGUCGCCGCGCGUACUCAGGCGCAGUGACGCGUCAGACGCCGACCACAACGGACGGACGACAGUGCUGAACUACGACGACAAUGGACGAAGAUGAAAAAUUAAUUUAUUUAGUACAGAAGUAUGAUUGUCUGUUUAACGUCAAGGCGAAAACCUACAGUGAUAAAAAUUGUAGGAAAAAUGCCUGGCAAAAAGUAAGCGGUGAAAUGCAAAUUUCUGAGGCAGAGUGUCAAAAGCGGUGGAAAAGAAUUCGAGAUUGUUACAAGAAAGCAAUUAGGCUAAGACAGUUUAAGAGUGGUUCUGCUAGAUCAAAUGAUAAGCCAAUAAGAUUUGAAAAAGAAUUGGAGUUUUUAAAACCAUACUUGCAGAACAAACCACAGACGUCUAACUUAGAGAGCUCCGAAGAAAAUGACGUAAACACUGAUACCGACACAAACUUGUCCGUUGCGUCGCCAUCUCGACCCGAAUCACAAUUAUCCAGUCAUUCCGAUACUACUCGAAAGAAGUCACAACCACUAUCACAAAUGUUAUUCGCACAAUAUUUGGAAAAUAAGAAAACAGAAGAAGAUCCAACGGACACUUUUUUUCUCUCUAUGUCCAAAACGGUUAAACGGAUGCCAAUACAAAUGCAAGUGCUACUGAAACGACAGAUAUUGCUUUUAGUAACUGACGCGGAAAUAAAAGUUGCUUCGAAUGAAAUGUGCACCUUUCAACCUGAAACAACUAAUAUCAACUCAACGCAAGCAAAUACUUCUUCAUCCAUCGGCUAUACAACAGAACUACGAACCGAAUCAGAAAGUCUUCAGCUACAAUCUAAUUCCACUAACUGUAUUUCUAAUUCCAACACUUAUAAAAUGCAGCCAAAUACCGGGUAUUAUACAACACAGCUACCAACCAUUUAUACUCCUUCUAACACAUACUCAAUGCAGUCAAAAACGUCAUCCAGUAGCAACAGCAUAAUCCCUAAUCAGUUCGAAAAUAGCACUUCUUCGAGAUAUCGUGUGGAAGAUCGUAUGGAAGAUCUCGACCUGCCACCUUCACCAUACAUACCAUUGCCGAUUGGGACGACGACGCGGCAACAAAGGGAUGGUGAUAAUGACUACAGUUAAUGACGUUAUGUAUGACUGAUUUAAUGCCAUGAUUUACGGUAUAAGGGACGGUUCUCCAAAAAAUUAUAAAUACUUAUUUUUUGUCAUACCUACGCCUGUACUUUCCGGAAAUAAUGUGAUGUAGAUUUUAGCUUAAAAUUAUGUGAUAGGUAGAUAUGCAUGGUAUCAGUUUUCGAAGAACUGUCCUUGUGUACUUAAUAAUGCGCGUAAAAUUAAAGAUAAAUAAAUCUAUGUAAAUUAAAAUAAAUG
This is a messenger RNA of Pararge aegeria (speckled wood butterfly), 1515 nucleotides long. RefSeq lists its product as uncharacterized. Gene Ontology annotation, biological process: regulation of transcription by RNA polymerase II. Lineage: Eukaryota; Metazoa; Arthropoda; Insecta; Lepidoptera; Nymphalidae. The coding region runs from base 241 to 1266 and encodes 341 amino acids. The transcript is spliced from 2 exons. Gene Ontology annotation, molecular function: DNA binding. Gene Ontology annotation, cellular component: nucleus; transcription regulator complex. The record is from RefSeq and is a predicted model, not a curated record.